UCGCUGUGAGCCGGCUGCGAGGAAGGAUCUGUGACGUCGCCGUCUCUGCGCGGAAGCGAGGCGAGCCUUGCGCGAGCCGCUGAGCCUGGCAGUAACCGACUGCGUGUACGCGCUGUGUCCUCUCUCCCUCUCUGUCUGUCUCUCUUUGUCUCUGUCUCCCUGUCGCUCGCGCUGCCCCCCCGAGGACCUCUCUCGCCGGCGGGUCACCCGUCAUGCAUCCGCAGGGCUGCCUCUGGAUGCCGCUUCUCAUCCCCGAGGACCCCAGCCGCCGCCUGGGCCUGGACCGGCGUGCGGAGCGUGCGGCCAACGAGUGAACACGAGUGACGUGUGUGUGUGUGACGUGCGUGUGUGUGCCCGCGAGUGCCAGCGCCAGCGCGACAAGUGAGUGCGAGUGCCAGCGCGACAGUGUGUGUAAGGCGCCAGAGUGCCAGCGCGAGUGCCAGUGUCAUGGAGUGCGCGCGUGGCAUGGUGUUGUGAGUGUGGAAUCUUAAAAAUAAGAAAGUGAUAAUCAAAUUGGAAAGUCUUUCCCGGUCGAGGAAAGCAUACUGAAAGUGAUACUCCCACGAAGUGCGUCUCUGUGAACUACCCCCUUUACCAAACCCUUCCUCCAACGACGUCACCAUGGAUAUAUUACCGAGCCUCAACAUCUUCCGGGAGCUGCAGGACAUCCACGACACAGGAUACUUCUCGGCGCAGCCGUCCCUGGAGGAGCAUUGGCAACAGGUUGGUGUGUGCGGUUUGGUGCCUGCGUUUGGCCUCAUUCGGGUAGGUCUCUCCUCCCCUCUCCCUGCGCCCCGCUGUCGACCGUGAGGGCGGGGGGCGGCGGCGGAGGAUGGCCGGAGAAAUGUAGUGUAGUAAAUUUGUAAUGGAGUUGGAGUUAGUUGGAUGAAGUGCCUCAUCGGCUGCCUGCCUGGGGAAUCCGAGGCAACCGCCGCCACCACCACCACCACCGGCAUGGCUGCGAUGGCGGCGGCAGCGGCCCGCUCUCGUCGGCCUUCGCCAGCCCUGCGGAGGAGGCCAGGUGAACUCGGUACCUCAUCGUGUAAAUGUGUUGGCGUUGUCGGCGGCGGUCUGUGGAGCCGCCUGGGCGGGGGCUCAACUCCGGGCAAAAGUCGGGCAAGAGCCGCCCGCAGAGCCGGCAGCACUAGCCGGAAAUUGGGUUGGACCACUAA
Messenger RNA from Frankliniella occidentalis (western flower thrips), 1172 nucleotides. Its product is annotated as Krueppel-like factor 6. The transcript has 2 exons. The coding region runs from base 622 to 810 and encodes 62 amino acids. The record is from RefSeq and is a predicted model, not a curated record. NCBI's taxonomy places the organism in Eukaryota, Metazoa, Arthropoda, Insecta, Thysanoptera, Thripidae.